Molecule: messenger RNA, 1856 nt
Organism: Brassica napus (rape)
Lineage: Eukaryota; Viridiplantae; Streptophyta; Magnoliopsida; Brassicales; Brassicaceae
Exons: 1
Coding region: 1254-1856 (200 amino acids)
Molecular function (GO): nucleic acid binding; RNA-DNA hybrid ribonuclease activity
Source: RefSeq, a predicted model, not a curated record
UAAAUAUUCAAACUCAAUCUUACUAUAAAUAGUAAAUUAAGUUAUUAUCUUACGGUCUUUUUUAAUUCAACUACGUGUUCAACUUUUAUUAGGGGUGAGAAAAAAAACGAACCGAACCAACUGAUCCACACCAAACCAAACCAAAAUAUAGGUCUUAACCAUUUGGCUAAAGAUUUUAUAAACGAUAAGAGUUCAGUUACAUAGUCUGAUCUAAACCAAGCCCAGUGAAACAUUGGUUUUGACUCCCAAAAUUUUUAGACAUACAGUAUAUAUAUAUAUAUAUAUAUAUAUAUAUGCAUAUAGGCCUUUAGUUAUAAAAAUAAAUUUACUAAAACUCUUGGUAAAUGUUUAUUUCCCCUUAAAUUUCAUAUCUGGCCCUGACUCAGUUAAUGAAGCAACUAUCAUGCCCUGCCCGGACCAAGUGAAAAAGAUUUGAACAUACUAUAACCAGGAUAAACGGAACCAAAAACUUGUCCAAGUAACCGUUCGACUUUUAAAAACCAACGAAUGAGAACAGUUUGAAAUCCAGUUUCAUUGUACAAGUACAAACAGGGCAAGUAUUUUAGCAAUGUCCGCUUGUCACAUUGUACCCUAUGUCGUCUUAUCUGAAGGAUCGGGAGCAGAAUGAUCAUGGCUCUGUUGGUAAGAACAAUGAAAUAUGUUUAUCAACUCGCAUAUCAAAUAGUUUUCUUACUGGUCUGAUCUGCUAUGAGUCUCUUACUAUACGUAAACAGAACCAAUAUGAAUCAUAUAUCCGUGAGAAAAACAAACUAAUGUUUACGUGAAGUGUAGGUAACUCUGUUUUCAUCUGUUCUUUAGUUCUUUCUUUGCUUGCACGUUUCUAAACCAGAGAGCAAAAGAAGAGAGAUCCUCCUGAAAUUUAGGAGAGACGCCCAUGUAAUUUUAGGUAUAUGUCAAAAGUAGUCAUUACUGUUUCAGGUUCUAAAGGUUUUCUUCAUAGAAACCUCUUCUCCUCUUUAAAUCUCCAUUAAAUGAGACUAGAUUUUUAAAACAUUUCUGAGUUUACUGAAUCCUGCAAACUUUCCUUCCCUUUCCUUUUUACUCAAUCCAGGAUUAUUCUUUGCUUUCCUUGCAAGUAUCGUUUCUCUAACAAACCCUUCCUUUACAUUUUUCUAUUCUUCAUUUCCAGUCUCCAAUAAUGAUCAUCUUAUGCAACAGUCAAGAAGAUUAGAGCAGCAGAAAGAAGAACCUAAAAUUUCUUAAAAUAUCCUGCAACAACCGCUUAAAAGACAAUGCUAGCUUUCUCAAAGAUGGCUAGGUUACCAGGGUUGCUUCAAACUCGAGCUACCGUAUUCUUAAUCAGAAACUACCAUAAACAACCUAUAGAAGUUGUCUGGAAGAAACCAGAACACGGAUGGACAAAGCUAAACUUUGAUGGGUCAAGAAAACAUGGACAAGCCAGCAUCGGAGGAAUAUUCAGGAACCACAAAGGCGAAUUCAUUCUCGGAUACUCAGAACCCAUAGGAGCAGCCACAAGCACCGUGGCAGAAUUUGCAGCACUCAAAAGAGGGCUAGAGCUGGUUCUAGAAAACGGAUGGACUGAUCUAUGGCUAGAAGGAGACGCCAAGAUCAUUAUGGAUAUCAUCUCCAAGAGAGGGAGAUUGAGAUGUCAAGAAGCAAAAAAACAUGUGAACUACAUCAACGUGGUUAUGCCUGGUCUUAGCAACUGCGUUUUGAGCCAUGUUUACAGAGAAGGGAAUCGAGCCGCUGAUAAAUUGGCUAAGUUAGGACAUCAGUUUCAGGAUCCUAAAGUCUGGAGGCUUCAUCCCCCAGACAUAGUCCUACCGAUUAUGCAUGAAGAUGCACGAGGUAAGAUUGUUCUUAGAACAAAAUGA